Molecule: messenger RNA, 693 nt
Organism: Cyclocybe aegerita
Lineage: Eukaryota; Fungi; Basidiomycota; Agaricomycetes; Agaricales; Hemipholiotaceae
Source: the annotation of a GenBank genome assembly
AUGGCUCAUGACUUGAAUCGAAUCUUCGGCCUGGUGCGGACGGGAGUAUUUGGCGUCGUCUCCCUCUUCGCACUCAUCGCCAUCAUCCUCGCGGCCCUCGUCACAAACUUCGCCAGCACUCACUUCUUCUCCCACUUUGGGUUUGCAGCCCUCGGCAUUGCGACGGGUAUCCUGACCAUCUUGACAUUGCCUGUCAUGUGGUUCCUCUCCGUAAAGCGCAAAGGCGCCAUCACCUCCAUGACCGUUUUUGAAAUCGCCUGGACGUGGUUCCUCUGGAUUAUGUGGGUCUCCGUUGGCGGUUCCACGGUGAACACUUUCUGGUUUGUAGGCUGCGAGGAUGCCAGUUCUUUGAUCACUGGGGAUUUGGAGACAGCCUGUCGCUCCACUCAGGGUUUGGCCGCCUUCGGCUUCCUCAACUGGAUUGCCCUCCUCUUCUUCAACAUAUUCCUCCUCACGCUCGCCAUCCGCCAACACAUGCGUGGGCACACUGGUAUCUGGACGUCCUAUGUCACCGAGGUCGACUUCACCGCACCGUCAGUCUCGGGCGCCAGCGGCUUCAGCGGUUACCCCGCGCAGAGCGUCGAGGCGAAGCCAGCCAACUUUGCUCCGCAGUACCCCCCUCCCACCAGCACACCCUCGACGGCAUACUCUGGCCAGCCUGUGGCUCAAAAUCCCUCGUAUCCUCAGGUCUGA